GCUCAUUUGACAGUAGCGCAACUUUCGGACGACAGUCGUCGCGUAUUCCUGAAUUUAUCGUGGAAGAAGAAUAGUGAAAUUAUUUAGUGAAAAACUGUGUUUUUUGUUUAGUGCGGAUAGGUUCAAUUUCUCAAAGCAAGUCGCUCCACAAGAUCAGUGAUGUGUUUUUUCUGUUAAAUCGAUGUGAGCCGGUAACCUUGGAAAAGUUGGAAAAUAUUGCAAAGAAAUUUUCCACUCUUCAAACCACCUCUAAAUAAAUGUCUGCGGUGUUCACUAGAGAGAGUUAUUUCACGACGGAUAUUGGAUUACAUUGUAUUUCAAAUGGAAGUGAAAUGUCUGAAAAAGUCUGAAAGUUCUUCUUGGGUGGUCGUGCAUCCGUUGAACGAAAGAUCAGGAAGGGAUUAAUUACACCAGAAUAUUCCUCAAAAAAAAAUAAAACAACAAGCAACAACUACACACAAGGGGAUAUCAGAGAAAAGGCAAAGAAAGUAAAAGGAAGAAGGUGCAAAGAAUCCUUACCCCCCAAAAUCUCUCCAGCCUUUUGCCACUCUGUGUGAUAAAUUUGCCAUGCCGGGCAGUCGUUCGUCGAGAUCCAGCAAUAACGAGCCAGAACAUCAGAAAUCACCGAGUGGCGAAGAUUCCGAAGAUGAAAGCGAAAUCUUAGAAGAAAGUCCAUGUGGAAGAUGGCUGAAGCGACGAGAGGAGGUGGAACAGAGAGAUGUUCCCGGUAUCGACUGUGCUCACUUGGCAAUGGACACAGAGGAGGGUGUCGAGGUUGUAUGGAACGAAGUUCAAUUUUCCGAAAGAAAGGAUUUCAAGCUGCAAGAAGAAAAAAUCCAACAAGUUUUCGAGAAUUUAACGCAACUGGAACAUCCAAAUAUAGUCAAGUUUCAUCGGUAUUGGACCGAUACACAUAACGAUAAGCCUAGGGUAAUAUUUAUAACUGAGUACAUGUCCUCCGGGUCACUGAAACAGUUCCUAAAACGGACUAAGAGGAAUGUUAAGAAACUACCACUGCAAGCGUGGAGGCGGUGGUGUACACAAAUAUUAUCAGCUCUAAGUUAUUUGCAUUCCUGUUCGCCGCCAAUUAUACACGGCAACCUUACCUGUGAUACAAUAUUUAUUCAACACAAUGGUCUAGUAAAGAUUGGUAGUGUAGCUCCCGAUGCCAUUCAUCAUCAUGUAAAGACAUGCAGGGAUAAUAUGAAGAAUAUGCACUUUAUUGCACCAGAAUAUGGUGCUGCCCUGACACCUGCCAUAGAUAUUUAUUCAUUUGGUAUGUGUGCAUUGGAAAUGGCCGGCUUGGAAAUACAAGGCAACGGCGAUUCCGGAACACUAGUCACUGAGGAAAUGAUUACACGAACAAUCGAAAGCCUCGAUGAUGCUCAACAAAAGGACUUCAUCCUAAAGUGCCUGAAUAAAGACCCCGCCGAACGAGAUAGUGCUAGGGAAUUAUUAUUUCAUCCACUUUUGUUUGAAGUUCAUUCGCUUAAACUAUUAGCGGCGCAUUGUCUAGUUGAUACAGCACCUAAUUUCUCAGAAACGAUAAUUGACGAAGCAAUGCAAAGAGUGUAUAAACCCGAUAUUAUUCUUGCGGAUAUUCCUCGAGCUAAUGAUCCCGUUGAAGUGAGAUUAGCUGAUGUGCCAUCAGCUGAGAAGCUCGAAAAAUUUGUGGAAGAUGUGAGAUAUGGUAUUUAUCCUUUGACUGCAUUUCCGGCCCGGCAACCUCCGCCACCGCGACCAAGAGCUAUAUCACCAGAACCAACGGAGUCUGUGAAGUCAGUGACGCCAGAACCUGUAGAUGUAGAAACUAGGAAAGUAGUGAAUAUGAUGUGUAGUGUGAAGCCAAGAGAAGACAGCUGUGAUCUAAUGUGUUUUCAGAUGACAAUACUACUCCGGAUGGAUGAUAAAAUGAAUAGACAACUAACAUGCCAAGUCUCUCAAGAUGAUUCAGCGACGCAUCUUUCGGAAGAAUUAGUACAUUUAGGAUUUAUUCACGAGACGGAUAGAGAAAAAAUUGCGUCGCUUAUUGGAGACACAUUGAGCAGCUAUUUCAGUAAACUCAACAGUGCAUUGAUGCAGGGCGUCGAUCCAAACCAUAUGCAAAUGCCUGUCCACUCGGCCAGUAUUGAGCGGAAUUGGACAGUGGCAGACAGCAAUUCGCCAAGUGGAGGUGGCGGCGGCAUUGCGUCCGAUGGCCCAUCUACGCCAACCACCGUCCUGGCGUCCCCGGCCUCCACGAGUACAUCGAUCGCUGCGAAUUUGGAAAUACCUUCCGCUGUGCAGAAGCAGCAUGCAACACAGAACGAGACACCGACGGAGGUGAAUCAACCUCAGCAAGUACCAAACGAUGUGAUGUCAAUGCCAACGAGCAGUGCAGCAGAGACGAAUUAUUCUGCUGAGUGUACAACAACAAUCAGCACCACUAUCGCACAGACAUCAACCACAACAACCAUACCAAUCACAACGACAGCCCCCAUCAAGAACUCACCGCGAGGGGCCGAAUGAUCCACGGUGGGAAGGAGAAAGUCACGAAAUGCCGCUGUGAAUGUCAAGGGGAAAUGACUGCAAAUGAGGAAGAAUUGUCCAUAGACUUUAUUUCGCACAGUAAAAGGUAACAACAAGAAGAAAAAAAACGCCAGCAAGGAGAAAAGAUAUAGAGAGGAAUGAAAUGUGUCUAAAAAUCACCCAUCACAAUCUCUCAGCAGAGAGACACACUUUUGUGCUGGAAAUCAAGACGAAAAACGAUUACAAAGAUCCGAAAGAAAUGAAUGUAAGUUUUUUCCCCACAUACUCUAUAAGCAAAAAAAAAAUGGCAAUUCAGCACAUUUUUUUUAUCUCGCCAUCUCACUUGUGGCUGAUAACAACAUUGUGCUGAAGAUUUCUAAAGUGUACACAUUGCGAAAAAAACUUCGUGGCCUUUCGAUCAUACACACAUGAUGCUAAAUACAGGGUGAUGAAAGUUUUGCAAGUGAGAUCAAAGUUUUGAGCUAAAUUUCGUGACCUUUCCACCUCACAGUCAACCCGUCAGAGAAGCUAGAUAUCAAGUCAGUCAAAUAAGUUUUCUCAAUUACAUUCAAUUUAACUUAAUUGAUCAAUCCAUAUAAAUCUUAUUAGAAACUUGGCAGGAAAUUAUGAAUUGUGGAAUUUCAGUGCGGAAGUGGUAAUUUUUUCUUACUUCAACCAACAUUCUUCAUAUUCCACAAAAGUUUUUUUUUAUAAAUUUCAAAACAGGGUCAGAAAAUGAGUCUUUCAUAGUCAAAAGAAUAAAUUGAUGUGAUCAAGUCAUCAAAAGCAGAUUUUUUUUACUAAUAUUUUUCAUUAUAAACAGAAAAUGAUUAUUCUCCAUCUUAAGAUCUUCCUUUCUGUGUUUUCGCAGAUGUACUUUACUCAUUUGCAAUACUUUUUCUUCACUUUAAUCAGAAAAGAAAACUUAAGAAGCAAGUUACAAUUUCCUGAACUUUACUCCUUCCCAUGAUAUUCGAGUAAAGAUUUAAAAAAAAAAGAUAUCAAAAUUAUAUCCUAAAGGAGUUUAUGCAUUUCUGUGCGAGAAAAAUCAUCAUUCAAGGAAAUAAUCGGGAUCCGUGUAAUCUUGUAGAGAAUCAAAAUUAUAAUGAUUACAAGAUUACGCAUACCCAGAAUGAGAUAUUUUCCCAUAUACCAACACGAAUAAACUCCUUUUGAAAUAAAUAACUUCAAUUUGAAUUAAUUUUAUUACAAAAAUCUAACAAUGCCAGCCUAUAAAGGAAACUUAAAAAUCAAUUUUUCUCAUCUCCACAAAAAUCUUAAAACUGCGGAAGUUCUAACUUUAGCUAUAAUAUAAAAAAAAACAUUAAAUCGGUUUUCUGCUUAUGAACAAAGAAUGGCAUUUUAUGGGUUUUCAAUUAAAAUUAAUUCGAAUCGGAGUUAUUGUCCUCACAGAAAGUUCUAAAACUAAGAGAAAAUUUAAACGAAAACUUUAUUAAAUUCUUUCUAUGGGAUAUGAAAGAGAUUUAGUAAAAGAAGACCUAUCAAAUCUUUAAUAUAGACUACAACGUGGUAUCACUGCACAAUUAUUAAGGUAUUACCUACCUACAAGAAUAGGUAGGUAAGAAAACCUAAAUAAAACUCGAUUAUUGCAAUUUUCAAAAGAGGAGAAUAAAUGUGACAGUCAAAAAAAUCUACCUACGAUUAAAGAGAAAUAAAAAUGCGCUGUGAGCACAAAAAAUGUAUUUUCUAAAAUUUGCUAUAUAUAAUUGAUAAGUUUCAUUUACUUUUGGGAAUGGAAAAAAAAGAAUUUUCCGUUGAAACUUUUCUUUGCUAUCUGUGCCAAACAGACUUGGACAAUGAGAUACGAUUACUUGAAUCAAUUUAUUAAGAAAAAAAUCAUUAGCAGUCUCAUUUUAUUUUAGAUUCAUUUUGAAAAUUUUCUAAUUUUUGUGCAAGAAUCGCUGUUACAUAUAAAAGCAAAAUUUAAUUGUUGCUUUUUGUUAAAAUGUGUUUAGCUGGGAAAACCAUUGGCCAUUACGAUGUUUAAAAAAAAAACACAGAAAUGUGUGAUAGAAUCUUGCGCAAAUCUAUUAAAAAGCUCUACAAGCAAUAAUGAGAUAGGUACGCUUAAAAAAAUAAAAUUCGACCUCUUAAUUGUAGCAAAAAAAAUCCUUAAAAUCUGACUCCAAAUUCAAACGAUUUUAUAUAAUUUUCAUAUUCCUGCUAAACUAUUAUUUCGAUGUUUUGACUCUAUUCUCCUUUCGUGUACAAAGAAAACGUUAAAAAUUCUUCAUUAACUUUUUUUAAAUGCUAUUAAAAUACAAACGCGGGUUGGAAUGCAAUUUAACGUAAAAAUGAAAUGUAUUUAAUCGAAAAAUGAUUUUUGUUUAAAAUAUUAUUCUUCCUUUACCCUUUUUUGCUUAAUUAAAAAUAUAUACCAUAAAAAUACAGGGGGCGGGGCUGUGUAGUUAAUUGGAAAAUGGUAUUAAAUGACAAAAUUGAAUACGUAUAGAAAUCAUCAUUAGAAUGAAACCUGAAUGAGUGAGAAUGUCAAAAAGAGUAUGAAUUUUUGACCAAAAUUUUUCAAUUUAAAUGAAUUACAUUGGGAAAAUGUCUUGAUAAAGAAAAAAAUAUUGUAUAGAAAGCAUUAAGAUCUAGUCUCGCGCCCUAUACAAAAAACACAAAAAAUUAUCCUUUUAAUAAAUUCUGCUGUAGAACUUUUGAAUAAAAAUCCCGACGUUUUCUUUAGCUCCGCAUAUUUCUUUCGCAUCCUUAUCUAAGCAAUGCCAUAAUUUUGCAAAAAAAAUAGUUGCUAUCUUUCUAUUUUCAAUCUUUUCGCUUUCAUCCUGCGCAAUAAAGCGAUUCAAGAAGAAAAACGAGACUUUUAUCCCGAUUUAGACCAUUCAUUAUGAUAAAAUAUAGUAUAAUUUUAAUUUACAAAACAGAGGAAUAUCUUACUUUUAGGUUCAUUGCAUUUUAUUCGAAUAUACUGACUUUGUGAAAAUAAAAAUUAGGAUUAUACACUUAUUUAAAAAAAAAGUAUGUUUUUUCACACUCGACUGAUUAUUUUUUUUUGUUCUGCAAAGUAAACUGAAAUAUACAUUUUUUCUUAAUUUUAAAAUGUAAAUUUUGCACAAAAGCAUCAUUUUUUUUAAAAGAGAAAAGAAAAUUUAAAAUGAAAAAUUCUGCCUGCACAUUAAAUUUAAAAAAAAAAACCUAGUUUAGGUUACUAACUAAUACUUACCUACAUUGAAAAGAAAAAGAAAUUGAACUUCCAUUUUUUUGCAAACAAAAACCAAGCCUUUCUCUGAAAUAGAAGGAAUGUAAAGAAAAAAACUUUGAGUAAAAAUAGCAGGAAAAAUAAAUAGGUGAAAAAUAGAUUGUAUAAUUCUCAAGCCAUUUGUAACUAAUAAAAAAUUGUAAUUAAAAUAAUAGGCAGAAAAUAAUAAAAUAAAAUGUGAAAUAGCGCGUAAUUAGUCCUUACAGUAAUCCUUGUUAAAACACACACAACAGAAGCAAAACAAUUUUUAAAUUAAAUCAAUUUGAGCAAGAAUGAAAUAUAAAAUAUAGAAAUUAAAAAUUUUAAAAAAAAGUCAACAGUUUUAACAAGAUAAAAUGAAGAAAAAAAAAUGAAGCUUAGUGCAAAAGCUAGUCAUAUCGAAGAAAUCCCAAAAAUGUUCAUAACGCAAAGGCAGUAGAUACUAGUUUAUGUAAAGAAAAAAUAAAUAAAAAUAAAUGAAAAAAUAACACCAUGAUAGUAAUAGAAAUGAUAGUAAUAUAUUUUAUAUUAUGAAUGUACGCGCGCGCGGCUGAGAAAAAAUGUAAGCAGCAUUAUGCAAAAGAAAAUAUUUAAAAAAAACUAAUAAUAAUUAAAAAAUUACUUUGAAUUAUUAGAAAGAAAAAAAAACGUUUAAAGAGUUUUCUAAAAGAAGCAUGGUGUUGAGACAAAAAAGGCGAUAAAGGAGACAAAAGGUUUAUAAUAAAUGAAAAAAAUCUUACACACUAUGAAACUGGCAAAGAAUUUCUUUCGGUUUUUUUGGCAAACUAUUAUUCCCAUGGAAAAAAUUUAUAAUUAUUAAAAUAUGAAAGAGAAUUUUUCACAGUUUUUGAAGAAAAAUUUUAUUUUUUGAAUUCUUAAACAAAAUUCCAUACCAAAAUUUGCGUGUGUUCUGUACUACAACAGUUUAUUAAAGAAAAAAAAUCAAAAGAAAAAUGUUUUUUUUUAAAUAUUAUAUUUUAUUUUUAUUUAGUUAAUUUUUUUUUUGUCUAAUUUUAUAAGCUCCCAAUAUCUUCCCAUCACCACCACCCCUGUCUUACAUUUAUAAAUAUUUACAUUACAGAAUUUUCCCAAUAAUACUCAAUUUAUUAAUUAAUAUAAAAUAAUAUUGUAAUUUGUAAAUAGAAAUAUAUAUGUAUAUUUAGCUUCUGAGAAAAAAAAGAGAGAGAUAUGAAUGUUUAGAUUGAUAAAAACGGAAAAUGUUAACAGCACAAUAUUUUUGUGUAAAACACUCCAAGAAAGAAAAUAUGAUUUCACAGAGUGUUCCAGUCAAAGUGUUAUAAAAAU
Lutzomyia longipalpis is the source of this 7033-nucleotide messenger RNA. It is a transcript of the gene Madm, whose product is annotated as nuclear receptor-binding protein homolog. Gene Ontology annotation, cellular component: cytoplasm; endomembrane system. The coding region runs from base 568 to 2508 and encodes 646 amino acids. The record is from RefSeq and is a predicted model, not a curated record. Gene Ontology annotation, molecular function: protein serine/threonine kinase activity; ATP binding. The transcript is spliced from 11 exons. Lineage: Eukaryota; Metazoa; Arthropoda; Insecta; Diptera; Psychodidae. Gene Ontology annotation, biological process: endoplasmic reticulum to Golgi vesicle-mediated transport; intracellular signal transduction; protein phosphorylation.